AUGGAGUCUAGAGCAUUGUGUCUGCUGAUGCUCUGCUGUUUUAUCGAUGUCUGCAACCUUCAUCCGCUCAUUCAUCCCAGUAAUGGACUUGGUGUGUGUCGUAAAAACUCAGGUUUGACAGCGCUGGAGGUUCUACCAGGUGGAGGCUGGGAUAACCUGCGCAACAUAGACAUGGGACGGGUGAUGAAUCUGAGCUAUUCCCAGUGUCAGACCACAGAAGACGGUGUCUAUCUCAUUCCAGAUGAAGUUUUUGUCAUACCACAGAAGGUGAGCGGAGUGGAAACACACUCAGAGAUCAUCAUGUCAUGGCUGAACCAGACAAGCUCUACGUCAAGCUCCAUUAAUGCUGAUGGUUCUUUCCUUUCUGCGCUUAACGGAAAAUACUCUGAAGAAAACAAACGCAUGAAAACCCACCAAGUGAAAGAUAAUUCUGUAACAUCACGGGUUCAAAUCCGUAACCGGCUGUACACAGUAAAGGCGUAUCCUGACUUCACUCUGGACUCCCGCUUCGCUCAACAGGCGGUGGAAAUCGCAGAUGCUAUUGAGAACAAUCAAACCCGUCUUGCAACUUACCUGUCAGAGAAACUCAUACUUGAUUAUGGUACCCAUGUCAUUACAAGUGUUGAUGCUGGUGCUACUUUGGUGCAAGAGGAUUAUUUAAAAAAGUCUUUUGUCUCCAGCAGUCAGUCCGAUAUGUCUUCUGUUUCUGCAUCAGCAGGCUUGAACUUUUUCCACAAACUUAAGUUUGAUAUUAGCAGCAAGGAAUCCCAAGAAAGUUCACAAACUCAGGGGUAUCAGAGUAACAUUGCAUAUUCUUUAAUUCAGAGCCAUGGUGGAGCUUUAUUCUACCCAGGCAUGACUCUGCAGAAGUGGCAAGAGAGUACGCUCAAUAAUCUGGUGGCUAUUGACCGCUCUGGACUGCCGCUGCACUAUUUUCUUAAUCCAUCCACAUUCCCAGACCUCCCAGCACUAACAGUUAAUAAAAUGGCUUCAUCAGUUCAGCAGGCUGCACUGAAAUACUAUAGGAUAAACAAACGUCCAGGGUGUGUAAAUCCAGAUUCCCCAAAUUUUAACUUCCAGGCAAACAUAGAUGAUGCUUCCUGUGAGGGUCCAGUCACCAAUCUUAGCUUUGGUGGAAUUUACCAACAAUGCACUUCACUGAUAGAUGGAGAUACUUUCUGUUAUGAGACAGCACAGACAAAUCCAGCAACUGGUGGUUAUUCAUGUCCUGGAGGAUUCUCAGGCGCCAUAUUAAAUUCUGAAAUACUGGAAAGUGUUUACACUGCUGAAUGCAUACCAAAUUUUCCAUUUUUCCAAUGUGUCUUUACCAAAAAAGCACGAAUUGACACCUACUGGUGUUUCUCAAAUGGGAAAAUCUCUGAGUACUCUGGAUAUCUGUUUGGAGGUCUGUUUGGACCAUUUUUACAAAACCCUCUGACCAAAUCCAAUAGCUGUCCUCCAAACUACUUUGCUCUAAAGUUCUUGUCUAAUGGCAUGAUGGUUUGUCUGAGCAAAGAUUAUGAGGCCGGAACAAGAUUCUCUGUGCCAUUUGGUGGUUUCUUCAGCUGCCAGUCUGGAAACCCUCUCUCCAAUGGUCAAUCUCGCUGUCCACCUCAGUUCAGCCAACAUCUUGCUGCCAUUAGUGAUGGCUGUGAGGUGCUGUACUGUGUCCAGUCUGGUGCGUUCACUGAGGGUCAGUUAAAUCCAAUCCGUCUCCCACCAUUCAUAAGAAAACCACUGGUUGGCAUGAAUGCGACAAAUACUGUAACUGUAAUGACAGAAGGUGAUCGUUCUUGGGUGAGAGAUGGAGAAAAUAAGAAGUGGCGACUGGCAAAGCCUGGUGAGGUUAACCGAAUGGAUAUAGUGUCCGAGUCUGACAUGUCAUCUUCUCAAAUGUCUGGAGGAGAAAUAGCUGGUGUAGCUGUUGGUGUGAUGGUUCUCAUUGCUCUUGUGGUUGCAGGAACUGUGUUUUUAAUGAAAAAAAGGCGAUCUUCUGGCCUCAGGGUGACCGGAGGUUAUCAAGAACUUUAA
Molecule: messenger RNA, 2031 nt
Organism: Megalobrama amblycephala (Wuchang bream)
Lineage: Eukaryota; Metazoa; Chordata; Actinopteri; Cypriniformes; Xenocyprididae
Product: macrophage-expressed gene 1 protein-like
Exons: 2
Coding region: 1-2031 (676 amino acids)
Biological process (GO): defense response to bacterium
Source: RefSeq, a predicted model, not a curated record